AUCCGCAGUCUGCGCGGCUGUGUGCGUCUCUGCGAGUCUCGGCAGGUGUAGCCAAGGGUGGGAGCCCAGGUGGAGGCAGACGCGUUGGCUCUCGGUUUUGUAAAAAGGCUCCCGGACGGCCAAGAUGCUGAAGCAGAUCCUAGCGGACAUGUACAUCGAUCCAGACCUGCUGGCGGAGCUGAGCGAGGAGCAGAAGCAGAUCCUAUUCUUCAAGAUGCGCGAGGAACAGAUCCGGCGGUGGAAAGAGAGGGAAGAGGCACUAGAGAGAAAGGAGGCCUCGUCCGGGACCCCCAGACCCAAGAAAGAGAAUGGCAAAUCCGUGCACUGGAGGCUGGGAGCUGACCAGGAGGUGUGGGUGUGGGUAAUGGGUGAGCACCCUCUGGACAAGCCCUACGACGUGCUGUGCAACGAGAUCGUGGCGGAGCGGGCCCGGAGGCAAGCAGAGCAGGACGCCCAACAGCUCAGUUCUUCAAGGACUAUUCAGCAAAUGCUGGCAGAUUCUAUCAGCCGUAUGAAGGCAUGUGGAUUUCAACAGAAGAAAGAACCUGUGAAGAAACAGGAAGAAGAGGAGGUCAAAGAAAUAGAUGAAGAGAGAACCAAGCAGAUUUACAAGAACUGGAAGGAAGACUCAGAGUGGCAAGCGUCGUUGCGGAAAUCCAAGUUGGCCGACGAGAAGAGGCGCUCUCUGGCCAGACAAGCGCGGCAGGACUACAAGAGACUCUCUCAGAGAAGCCGGAGUGGGCAGGCGCCACAGACCCCCGCGAGUGUCCCCCAGAAACCCAAGAGGCCUCCUCUGCCCCCAAAGCCUCAGUUCCUAAGCCCAGCAAAACCACUCAGGACUCAAGGAGUGAUGAGGACGGCAUCCAGUUUUGGCCAGGAGGACAUCAUCCGCUGGUUUAAGGAGGAGCAGCUGCCCUUCCGAGCAGGCUACCUGAAAACCUCUGACACUGUCGCCCCCUGGUUCCAUGGGAUUCUCACUCUGCAGAAGGCCAAUGAGCUGCUGAGUACCACGGGUGUGCCUGGCACCUUCCUGGUCCGGGUCAGCGAGAAGAUCAAAGGCUAUGCCCUCUCCUACUUGGCGGAGGACGGCAACUGCAAACAUUUCCUUAUUGACGCCUCGGCUGACUCUUACAGCUUCCUGGGCGUGGACCAGCUGCAGCAUGCCACGCUGGCUGACCUGGUGGAGUACCACAAGGAGGAGCCCAUAACCUCCCUGGGCAGAGAGCGCCUUCUCUACCCCUGUGGUCAGCAGGACCAGCCGCCGGACUACCAAGAGCUCUUUGAGUGA
Ochotona curzoniae (black-lipped pika) is the source of this 1288-nucleotide messenger RNA. It is a transcript of the gene SH2D4A, whose product is annotated as SH2 domain containing 4A. Gene Ontology annotation, cellular component: cytoplasm. The coding region runs from base 125 to 1288 and encodes 387 amino acids. The record is from RefSeq and is a predicted model, not a curated record. NCBI's taxonomy places the organism in Eukaryota, Metazoa, Chordata, Mammalia, Lagomorpha, Ochotonidae. The transcript has 8 exons. Gene Ontology annotation, molecular function: phosphatase binding.